UGUCAUCCAAAGCAUGACAGAUACCGCGUCUGGUACAACAUCGUUGAAGACUACUCUGCUUGGUGUAUGGAACGCCGGCGAGAUCGACUCGUUGCAAUUUCAGGGAUAGCGAAAAUAUAUGGGACGGUCCUACAUGACGACAGAUAUGUAGCAAGUCUUUAGCAGUCAGACAUGCUUCCGGGUUUGUUGUGGUACGCUGAAGGAUUAGAGCUAUUUGGCAGCAAAUUUGGUCAGUCCACCAACGUCGAGGUCAACGCUCCUUCCUGGAGCUGGGCCAGCGCUCCUUCUGGGUAUACGAUUCGCAAUGACUGGACAAACAAGGAGUUUCAGACAUUAGCAGCGGUGGAAAACGUCAGCUUUGGUCUGGUCAAGUCAAACAAUCCCUUCGGCGGUGUCUUGCGUGCUAAACUUGAUAUACGCGGACCGGUCUGCCGAUUUCCUCAGCUUUACCAUCCUUCCUGGCGCUCGCCGCCGCAGACUGCUCUGUCAGCUUGGAGCGCCACCUUUCUCGUGUAA
Molecule: messenger RNA, 516 nt
Organism: Exophiala xenobiotica
Lineage: Eukaryota; Fungi; Ascomycota; Eurotiomycetes; Chaetothyriales; Herpotrichiellaceae
Exons: 1
Coding region: 172-516 (114 amino acids)
Source: RefSeq, a predicted model, not a curated record